AAUAUUUGUUUUAUUCAGGGAGGCUCCUAUUCAAACCAAGCAAGUAAUGCCCCUCCAUUACCCCCAAAUCAGUUUGGAGAUCGAUUUCAACAAAGCGCCUACAGCCAAGAUUAUGGCCAACAAAGCAGAAGCAGAGAUUAUGAAAGACAAGGCAAACAUCCAGCUUCUGGUGGAAGGGAUAGUGAACCUCCAGAAAAAAGGGGUAGGUUUGAAAACAGUGGGAAUUCCAGUGCAUUAGAUUUACUCAAACAAGAAUAUGAAGAUGAUGAACCGUCACAGCCACCAAUGGCAGCUCUUAUGCAAGUGAAAGAAAUCAAACAGGAAGCUCAGUGGCCCAGAGGUGCAGCUCCUUUUGGGAUUGAUCCCCAGCAAUUAAACACACAAAGUCUGUUGGGACUACCUCCAGGUCAUCUUUUGGCUGGGCAGCCUGUAGCGUUUGGUGGAUCUAAUCUUCAGCUGAUCAGUUCUGCGGGGCUGGCAGGAGCAGCAGAGAGGGCAGCUGUUAUUCCAGGCUAUGGCCAAGCCUUUGCUCAUGCUGCUGCAGCUCAACCAGACCUUGUAAAGGGUUUACAGGAGAAGAGAAAUCUAGCAGAGGCUGCCAUGAGGGCAGAAGCAGCUAAUGCUUUUCUGGCACAACAGACUGCAGCAAAUCAGCAGGCACAGCUUGCUGAGACUUUAAAGAACUGGCAAAAUCAAAAUCAGCAACAGGGCAGUAGCAGGCCUAAUAGCCGUGGAGGCUAUAAUGAUCAUCAAGGACGAACACGCCCACACUCAAACCCCUCCCAAGGCUCUGGAUAUGGAAGAUCAAAUCCUCAGUAUUCAUUAAAUCCAAACCAAUCAGCCAGAGAUCAAAAUAGACCUAGUAGUGCAGACCAGAGAGAAAGCUAUGGCCAAGGGAAAAAUAACCAAUCUGGCAACUCUGGUGGUAGACUAAAUUAUGGACAGGACUCAAAUUCUAAUGAAUAUGGUGGCUCCGAUUUUGACAAAUCCUCCUUGGACUCAUCCCAAAAUAAUGACAAGCGAAGAAGGGAGAGAAAGAGACCUAGUAAAUGGGACAACCCAGACGACAGUAACAGUAAUGCAGCAGCCGCAGCUGAGAGUGGUGUGAGUCAGGAAGUGAUGGCAAAAGUUCAGGCAAUUCAGCAAAGUAUUCAGAGACAGCAUGAGCAACAGGAGUCUCAAGCCACUGAGGGUGGUCCAACAGGAAUGCCUUCAGAGGAAGGCAUCAAGCAAGAGAAAUGGCCCGAAGGUCAAGAAAAUAAUCAGUUCCCAGGGAACUUUGGUGGUCCUCCAGGUCCAAGAAUGGAUGCAGGUGGUUUCCCUCCUCAGCGUGGUGGAUUUGGAGGACGACCCCCAAGACCCAUGAUGGGAAGAGGUGGGCCCCCUGGUCCAGGACAAAGACCUCCACUGCCCUUCAGGCCACCUGGCCCAAUGGGAGACAGAUUUCCACGUCCUGAUGGAUUCCCACCAAGACCUGAUGGAUUUGGAGGUCCUCGUUUUGGAGGAAGGGGACCUCUUCCACCAGAUCAAAGAUUUGGAGGCCCUGGAAGAGGUGGUCCACCUGGUCCCCCUCCCCCUGGCGGACCCCCUGGACCCCCUCCCCCAGGCGGCCCACCCGGACCUCCACCUGGCCCUCAUUUCAGACCGCGAGGUCCACCUGGUGAUCAAGGAGGCAUGAGAGGUGGGAGACCACCAUUCGGAGGAAGAGGUCCACCUCCUUUUGGUGGAAGAGGAGGAGGAAUGCCGAUGAGACCACCACUUCCUAGAGGAGGACCACCUGGUGGAAGGUGGCCACGACCUUAAAUUAGUGUUGGUUUUAUGUUGUUGUUGCUUUUACACUUGUCAUCAUGUAGGAGAAUUAAAUUGUUUUCAGCAUGGCUGUUUUUAAUUCAUGGGAAAACAAAAGAAUACUUUUUAAAAUCAGUUAAUUCCUUAAUUUCUUUUUUUGUGAUUUUUUUAAAGCAAAUACCAAAAUAGCAUAAUAAUCUACUACUCCACUAAUCUAUUGUAGAAAGAGUAUACAUAUUUCUUAGCAGAUGUUCAUUUCAGCUUUUAACAGGAACAUUUCUUAAGCUCAAGUCAAAAGUUAUCAAAACUGGUAUUUUAAUAUUUUGUCUAGCAAAUUACUAAGCAAGUUCUAAAGUAAUUUAAAAAAGUAAAGGUAAUCAGUUUUUAAGAAAGAAUUUUUAUGUUAAUACAUGAGAAAUAAGAUAUUUUUUUUUAUUUCAAAGAACUGAAAUACUUUUUUGUUAGAAACAAAUUAGGAAGUGUAAAUUGUUUACAACCAAGGAAUUCCUUCAUAGUGCUUAGUUAUAUAAAUGAUUUAUCCUUUAUAUGAUUGUUCAUCUUGCACCAUUUUUUUGUCAACUCUUGAAAGUAUUUAGUCAAUAGUUUUAAAGCUUCAGUAGUAUAAGACAUUCUAUUUCAGGUACUCGGAAUAUGUAUUUCAGUGUGAUGUUCAAUUUAUUUGAUUGAAUUCUUCAUAUUACUAUGAACCAUGAUUUGCACCAAAAAAAAAAAAAAAUGACUUCACAUUACUAGGAACAGCAGCAUAAUCAUUAUCUUGCUUCAAUGAAAAAAUAUUUCCUAUGAAAUCAGUCUACUAUUUCAGAUGCUCUACUUUGCAUGUACAGGUUGUGGAAUGAAUAUUUUGUCAAUCACUUUUAAUUUACCUAGAAUUAUUAAUUAAUUAAAGAGAUUUAUUGUUAAACUUUAGGAGAACGUAGUUGAGCUAAGUUUUACGUAAUCUGUAAAGUUAAAUCUUCAAAGAGAAAGUUGAAGUAUUUUAUUUGAAGAAGUGUUCUUUUUAUCUAAAUGUAGUAUAUAAAGUGAUUAGAAGCUUUAUCUAUAAAGUAAAUACUGUUUUAAAUGCUGUAGACGUAUACCAUUUAAGCCGUUUUCAGGUGUAACUGUUCACACUACCAAUAGCAUGCUUUUGAUUAACUGUAUAAGAUCUUUAUGUAUAACCUCUACAAUUGUUGUAUAAAAUGGUUUCUAUGUUUUGUGAUGUCUAUUUACAUGAAAAACCACUGUAGGUUUCACCAUACCGGAGCUAGGUAAGCAUUUUUUUUUCAGCUUCGACAUGCGAGGUGGCCUCGUCGUUCUUUUUCAGCAGAAUGAAGUAAAUUUUAUAAAAUGUA
Messenger RNA from Saccostrea cuccullata (small rock oyster), 3140 nucleotides. Its product is annotated as basic salivary proline-rich protein 1-like. NCBI's taxonomy places the organism in Eukaryota, Metazoa, Mollusca, Bivalvia, Ostreida, Ostreidae. The record is from RefSeq and is a predicted model, not a curated record. The transcript has a single exon. The annotation marks the transcript as partial.